GCGCGCGCAAGUGCAGCAGCAGCUCGAAAAAAGAAAUGGAUGUGUCUUUUAAUAGUUUUGAUAAUUAUUGCUAUUAUUGUGGCCGUUGUUAUAUAUAUGGUUUUAAAGUCGAAGAACAAUAAUAAUAGUAAUCGUUAA
Molecule: messenger RNA, 138 nt
Organism: Racocetra persica
Lineage: Eukaryota; Fungi; Glomeromycota; Glomeromycetes; Diversisporales; Gigasporaceae
Source: the annotation of a GenBank genome assembly